Molecule: messenger RNA, 786 nt
Organism: Malania oleifera
Lineage: Eukaryota; Viridiplantae; Streptophyta; Magnoliopsida; Santalales; Ximeniaceae
Product: signaling peptide TAXIMIN 2
Exons: 2
Coding region: 364-585 (73 amino acids)
Source: RefSeq, a predicted model, not a curated record
CCACGCUUCCCCUCCGAGACGCGUUCCCCAACGGCGGCCGGCGGGCCGGUGGUGCGUUUUAUAUCCCCAAAAUAGCCCCCAUGUUUCAAGACCCUCUCCAAAUUCUCGUGUGUAAUUUUAGGGUUUCAUUGGGGGCAGUUAUGUUAACGCGCACAUUUUAAUGACCCAAAUUCCACACCGCGUCCAAGUCGGUGCGCACGCCGCCUAUAUUAGCAACGGUUAUUCCCUCCCUCUCUCUCUUCCCUGUCCGGCGAACUCUUCUUAAUAAUUCACAGUUUGAUCCAAAAGAAGGGAAUUCGGUUUUGUUAAUUUUGUUUGGGGCGUGGGAAGGCGGAAGGGAGAAGAAGGAAAGUUUGGAAAAGGAUGGCAGAUUGCAAACCUUUGGGCUUCCUCAUAGGCCUCCCCUUCGCUAUUCUUGCUUUGGCUCUCUCUCUCGUUGGCGCGGUCGUCUGGAUCAUCGGGUCGGUGUUGAGUUGCUUGUGCCCGUGUUGCAUUUGCUGCACCGGACUGGCGAAUGCGGCGAUGAGCUUGGUGAAGCUUCCCGUGAAGAUAAUCAGAUGGUUCAUCGAUCAGAUUCCUUGCUAAUUGGAUUUUAGUUUUCCAUUCGUGUUAGUUUUAGGUUGUCGCUGUAUAAUUCUUUUGUGUGUGUGUGUGUGUAUGCAUGCGUUUUCAUUAAGUGUAACACAUAGAUUCAUUAAUUCGUUAAUUAGAUUUUUCAUAUUGUUUGAGAAUAAUCAUAAACCAUUAGCUAUUAUUUAUACAUAGCUUCUAUUUCAUUCUCUUGAA